ACGUGAUUGUUUCGUUCUAUACCUAGAAUUAUAUAUUAGAUCUAUGUUACAUGUAGAUAUAUAGAUCUAGAUCUAGAAUUUUGGUAGCUGUUCUGGAUUGCGUGAAAAAUAACAAUACUUAUAGAUUAAAGCAAAUCAAUUUUGCAUGACAGAAUGGCGGACGCCACAGCUCGUUCGCUUCAGUAUGAAUAUAAAGCGAACUCCAAUCUUGUCUUGAGUGUAGACAGGACACUCAUAGAUAGAAGAGCCAGAGAUGAGGCCACUGGGGAAGUUAUGUCUCUUGUUGGUAAACUUACCAACACAAGAAUGGGAGAUAAAGCACUCAAAAGCAAACCUCCAAUGAUGGAAGAAAGAAAAUUGAAGCGAAGGAAGAGAGAUGAAGCACAGCAUGACAUGAUCAAAAUGAAAGGAACAACUUUGCUUUCUGAAGGCAUUGAUGAAAUGGUGGGAAUAUUAUACAGACCUAAAACAACAGAGACUCGACAGACUUAUGAAGUUUUGUUAAAUUUCAUUCAAGCAGCCCUUGGAGAUCAGCCUAGGGAUGUCUUGUGUGGCGCAGCUGAUGAAGUAUUAAUAGUGCUUAAAAAUGACAGAAUGAAAGAUAAAGAAAAAAAGAAGGAAGUUGAAAAUCUUUUAGGGGAAUUAGCAGAUGAAAGGUUUGCACUUCUAGUCAAUUUGGGAAAGAAAAUAACAGACUGGAGUCAAGAAGAAAAGGUUCAAACAAGUGAAACUAUUGACUUCGAUGAAACCUAUGGUGUCAAUGUGCAGUUUGAGGAGUCUGAUGAUGAGGAUACAGGAAAUUUAUAUGGUGAGGUACAAGAAGAAGGUGAUGGAGAAGAGGACAACGAAGGAGAGGAGGCAGCUUUUGAUGCUACAUUACAUGCUAAUUUAUCAGAGGAGGAUAAAAACAAAAAAGAUAGAGGUUUGCAACCUCGUGAAAUUGAUGCCUUUUGGAUCCAACGUAAAAUUAGCAAAUUCUACCCUGAUGAUCCAAACAUGGCCCAAAGUAAAGCUAAUGAAGUCUUAGAAAUAUUAAAGACUGCUGGGGAUGACAGAGAGGCAGAGAAUAAACUUGUGAUGUUACUUGAUGUUUCACAUUUUGAAUUCAUCAAAGUCUUGAGACAAAACAGACAAAUGAUUCUAUAUUGCACUCUGUUGGCCCAAGCACAAACAGCAUCAGAAAAGAAGAAAAUUGAGCAGAAAAUGUCUAAUGAUCCAGAGCUGUCUAUUAUUUUGAAGUCGCUGAAAGCCACAGACCAAGAUGAUAUUGUCAGUGAAGAGAGGGCCCGAAGACAGCAGGCCAGACAGUCACGUGUGGCUGCUGACAUUGAAGCUAUGGAUGUGGAUGAAGAGGAAGAGGUUGGUCCUGUACAAACACUUUAUCUAGAAGACUUAGUUUUCUCACAAGGCAGCCACCUCAUGGCCAAUAAAAGGUGUCAGCUACCUGAUGGCUCCUACAGAAAACAAAGAAAGGGAUAUGAAGAAGUUCAUGUUCCAGCUUUAAAGCCUAAACCAUUUGACAAUGAGGAGACUUUGGUUUCUAUUGAUCGACUGCCCAAAUAUGCACAAGCAGCUUUUGAGGGAUUUAAAAGCUUAAAUCGUAUUCAGAGUAGACUAUUCCAAGCAGCCAUUGAAAGUGAUCGAAAUCUACUGCUGUGUGCUCCAACAGGUGCUGGUAAAACUAAUGUUGCUUUAUUGACAAUUAUGAGAGAGAUUGGCAAGCAUGUGAAUGCUGAUGGGACAAUUAAUGCUGAUGAUUUCAAAAUUAUCUACAUUGCCCCAAUGAAGUCUCUGGCUCAAGAAAUGGUUGGCAAUUUUACUGAGCGUUUGUCUUCCUACAAUCUGAAAGUUCAAGAGUUGACAGGUGACCAUCAAUUGACAAGAGAACAAAUUGCUGCAACACAAGUGAUUGUGUGCACACCAGAAAAGUGGGAUAUUAUUACACGAAAGGGAGGAGAAAAGACCUACACUCAGUUUGUCAAGCUGGUCAUAUUUGAUGAAAUUCAUCUUCUUCAUGAUGAUAGAGGCCCUGUUUUGGAAUCUCUGGUUGCAAGGACUAUUCGUACCAUUGAAACGACUCAAGAAGAUAUCCGACUUGUAGGCCUCAGUGCAACAUUGCCUAACUAUGAAGAUGUUGCUGCAUUUUUGAGAGUGGACCCAAGAGAAGGGCUUUUCUUUUUUGACAACAGCUUCCGUCCUGUUCCUCUGGAGCAACAGUUUAUUGGUAUCACUGAGAAAAAAGCAAUUAAACGUUUCCAACUUAUGAAUGAUAUUGUCUAUGAAAAGGUGAUUGAACAUGCUGGAAAGAAUCAGGUCUUGGUGUUUGUCCAUUCAAGGAAGGAGACAGGAAAGACUGCCAGAACUAUUAGAGAUAUGUGCUUAGAGAAAGAUACUUUAGGUCUUUUCAUGAAAGAAGGCUCAGCAUCUACUGUUGUAUUGAGACAAGAAGCAGAACAAGUCAAGAGUAGUGAAUUAAAAGAUUUACUCCCCUAUGGCUUUGCAAUUCAUCAUGCUGGAAUGAACAAAGUUGACCGCAAGCUGGUGGAAGACUUGUUCAGUGACAGACACAUUCAAGUUCUCAUCUCCACUUCAACUCUUGCAUGGGGUGUGAAUCUGCCUGCACACACUGUCAUUAUCAAGGGAACUCAGAUUUAUAGUCCAGAGAAAGGACGUUGGGUUGAGUUGAGUGCUCUAGAUGUGUUACAGAUGCUUGGUAGAGCUGGGCGUCCUCAGUAUGACACCAAGGGAGAAGGUAUCAUGAUAACCAACCACAGUGAACUUCAGUAUUAUUUAUCUUUGAUGAACCAGCAGUUACCUAUUGAGAGUCAGUUCAUCAGUAAACUUGCUGACAAUCUGAAUGCUGAAGUAGUCCUGGGUUCUAUUCAUAACAUUAAAGAAGCUGUGGAUUGGCUUGGAUACACAUAUCUUUACAUUCGAAUGCUUCGAAAUCCAACCUUGUAUGGUGUGUCACAUGACUUACUAAAAGAGGAUCCCCUGUUGCAACAGAGGAGAAAAGAUCUUGUUCACACUGCUGCUUGCAUGCUUGACAAAAAUGGAUUGUUGAAAUAUGACAGAAAGACAGGCAACCUUCAGAUGACUGAACUUGGACGUAUUGCUAGCCACUAUUACAUCACCAAUGAAAGUAUGGCCACUUACAACCAGUUGUUAAAGCCAACUUUGAGUGAGAUAGAAUUGUUCAGAGUUUUCUCCCUUUCAUCAGAAUUCAAGUAUAUUGUUGUCAGAGAGGAAGAGAAACUGGAGCUGAUGAAAUUAUUGGAAAGAGUCCCAAUACCAAUCAAAGAAAGUAUAGAAGAGCUAAGUGCCAAGGUGAAUGUUCUUCUCCAAGCCUAUAUCUCACAACUGAAAUUGGAAGGUUUUGCUUUGAUGGUAGAUAUGGUGUACAUUACUCAGUCUGCUGGUCGACUUAUGAGGGCAAUAUUUGAAAUCUGUUUACAUCAUGGCUGGGCCCAGCUGGUGGACAAAGCUCUGGCAUUGUGUAAAAUGGUGGAUAAGAGAAUGUGGCAGUCAAUGACACCUCUCAGACAGUUUAGAAAGAUCCCUGACCAAGUCAUCAAGAAAAUUGAAAAGAAAAACUUUCCAUUUGAGCGUCUGUAUGAUCUGAAUCACAAUGAAAUUGGAGAACUGCUCAGGCUGCCAAAAAUGGGAAAACCCAUCCACAAGUACAUUCGCCAGUUUCCACGUUUAGAACUUUCUGUACACAUUCAGCCCAUCACCAGAUCUACAUUGAAAGUUGAACUUACGAUCACACCAGACUUUCAGUGGGAGGAAAAACUUCAUGGCCAUUCCGAGGCUUUCUGGUUACUAGUUGAAGAUGUUGAUAGUGAAGCCAUUCUUCAUCAUGAAUACUUUCUAUUGAAAAGUAAAUUUGCCACUGAUGAACAUGUGCUGAAGUUUUUUGUGCCAGUUUUUGAACCUCUUCCACCUCAGUAUUUCAUUCGAGUCAUCUCUGAUAGAUGGAUUGGUUCAGAAACUCAACUUCCUGUAUCAUUCCGUCAUCUGAUAUUACCUGAGAGAUACCCACCACCCACUGAAUUGUUGGACCUACAACCACUGCCCAUUACUGCUUUGAGAAAUCCUAAAUUUGAAUCUUUGUACAGUAAAAAGUUCCCUAUUUUUAACCCCAUUCAAACACAAGUGUUCAAUGCUAUCUACAACAGUGAUGAGAAUGUGUUUGUUGGAGCUCCCACUGGUAGUGGUAAAACUAUUUGUGGUGAAUUUGCAGUCCUAAGAAUGUUUUCCCAGAACCCUGAAGGUAGAUGUGUGUAUGUAGCUCCAUUGGAUGCUCUUGCUCAACAGAUCUAUGUGGAUUGGCACAAUAAGUUUGCUGGAAUUCUGGGUAAAAAAGUUGUUCUACUCACUGGUGAAACUGGCACAGAUUUGAAACUUUUAGCCAAGGGCAACAUUGUCAUCUCCACCCCAGAGAAAUGGGAUGUUUUAUCUCGAAGAUGGAAGCAGAGAAAAAAUGUUCAAAAUGUGAAUCUCUUUAUUAUUGAUGAGCUUCAUUUGAUUGGUGGUGAAGUUGGACCUGUUCUUGAAGUAAUUUGUUCUCGUAUGCGCUACAUCUCAUCCCAACUGGAAAGAAACAUCAGAAUUGUUGCACUGAGCUCAUCAUUGUCCAAUGCCAAAGAUGUGGCCCAAUGGUUGGGUUGUCCAACUUCAGCAUUUUUUAACUUCCACCCCAAUGUUAGACCUGUUCCAUUGGAGCUUCACAUUCAGGGAUUCAACGUUUCCCACAAUGCCUCUCGUGUUAUUGCCAUGGCCAAGCCUUCCUAUCAAGCAAUAAUUCGACAUUCUCCCAAGAAACCAGUGAUUAUCUUUGUGCCAUCUCGUAAGCAAACCAAACUGACAGCCAUUGACAUCCUAACUUGUGCUGCAGCGGAGAUGCAGUCUGGUGGAGAUGGCAAGCCUUACAACAGAUUCCUGCAUGUUCAGGAGGAAGAUUUAGCUCCAUUCCUUGAGAAAAUCACUGAUUUGACACUUAAAGAAACACUUGCUAAUGGUGUUGGAUAUCUUCAUGGAGGCCUCUCUGAAAUAGAAAGAAAAUGUGUGGAGCAGUUGUUCACAUCUGGUGCUGUGCAGGUUGUUGUGGUAGCCAGAGGUCUGGCUUGGGGAAUCAACGUUUCAGCCCAUUUGGUAAUAGUCAUGGACACACAGUACUAUGAUGGAAAGAUGCAUUCUUAUGAGGAUUACCCAGCACAUGAUGUUCUGCAGAUGAUUGGAAAGGCAAACAGACCACUGUUGGAUAAAGAAGGUAAAGCUGUCAUCAUGUGUCAGAGUUCAAAGAAAGAAUUUUUCAAGAAAUUUUUGUAUGAGCCUUUACCUGUGGAGAGUCAUUUAGAUCAUUGUCUCCAUGACCAUUUUAAUGCUGAAAUUGUGACUAAAACAAUUGAGAACAAACAGGAUGCUGUAGACUACUUAACUUGGACCUUCAUCUACAGACGCAUGACUCAAAACCCUAAUUACUACAACUUGCAAGGUGUGUCCCAUCGUCAUCUGUCAGAUCACUUAUCAGAAAUUGUAGAAAACACAAUCAAUGAUCUGGAGCAAUCAAAGUGCAUCAAUGUUGAGGAAGACUUUGAUGUUUAUCCACUCAACCUGGGCAUGAUUGCUGCUUACUACUACAUUAACUAUAAAACUAUUGAACUGUUCAGUAUGUCUUUGAACAACAAAACAAAGAUAAAGGGACUUAUUGAAAUUGUGGCCAGCGCUGAUGAAUAUGAGAGUAUGCCAAUUAGACAUGGAGAGCCAACAAUCCUCAAACAGUUGGGAAGCCGUUUGCCUAACAAAAUCACAAAUGCUAAGUUCAAUGAUCCACACGUCAAAACCAACUUGCUCUUACAAGCUCAUUUGUCUCGUAUGCAACUGUCUGCUGAGUUACAGAGUGAUACAGAAGAUAUUCUCAAUAAGGCCAUACGUCUGAUACAAGCUUGUGUGGAUGUUUUAAGUAGCAAUGGCUGGCUAAGUCCUGCUUUAGCAGCUAUGGAACUUGCUCAGAUGGUCACCCAAGCAAUGUGGUCAAAGGAUUCCUCUCUAAAACAACUUCCACAUUUCACUGCGGACAUCAUCAAAAGGUGUCAAGAGAAGAAUCUGGAGUCCAUCUUUGACAUCAUGGAGAUGGAAGAUAAAGACAGAAGUGAACUUCUUCAGUUAAGUGAGUCAGAAAUGGCAGAUGUAGCUCGAUUCUGUAACAGAUACCCCAAUAUUGAACUUACUUAUGAGGUGCAGGACAAGGACAGCAUUCGCAGUGGUUCUAACAUUAAUGUUACUGUGACCUUGGAGAGAGAGGAUGAAAUUACUGGCCCUGUCAUUGCUCCUUUCUUCCCACAGAAACGUGAAGAAGGCUGGUGGGUAGUGAUUGGCGAUCCCAAAAACAAUUCCCUUCUGUCCAUCAAACGUCUGACUCUUCAGCAAAAGGCCAAGGUGAAGUUAGAUUUUGUGGCCCCAGCCCAUGGAAGAUACAACUACGUCAUCUUCUUCAUGAGUGAUGCCUACAUGGGCUGUGACCAGGAGUACAAGUUCACAGUGGAUGUGAAGGAAGGAGAGAGUGACAGUGACAGUGAUUGAACACAUUCACUUCAAUACCUUCAAACUCUGUUGUUGAAUUAUUUUCAAGGACAAUAUUUUAAACAUGCCACAAAAAUUGAAUUUAUUGUUAUAUGCAUUUUGUAAAGUCUAUUUUCUGUUCAUUUGUUUUUUGUUGUUAAACAAAAAAUGAGGAUUGUAGUUUGUAUGGUAUUCAAUAUGAACUUUUAAAACUAGCGUACAGUUGUUUUCUAGUUGUUGAAAUAUGAUACGUUUUGCUACAACAUGUUGUUUUCUUCAUUAAACUAAAUAAAACUAAAAAUUCAAAUCUCAUCCAUUUCAUGAUCAACUUUGUUCUAAGUAUUUGUUACUUUGGAAAAAACAAUUUUGUGAGAUCAAGUUCAAUGUAGACUUUACCCAGAGCAACAAAGUAAUGUCUUGUCAUUUGUAUUGAAUGUUAGGUAUAAAACUUGUAUGUAAAUGAA
Molecule: messenger RNA, 7028 nt
Organism: Biomphalaria glabrata
Lineage: Eukaryota; Metazoa; Mollusca; Gastropoda; Planorbidae
Product: U5 small nuclear ribonucleoprotein 200 kDa helicase-like
Exons: 47
Coding region: 154-6585 (2143 amino acids)
Cellular component (GO): nucleus
Molecular function (GO): nucleic acid binding; ATP hydrolysis activity; ATP binding
Source: RefSeq, a predicted model, not a curated record